UUCCUGUCAUCUUCAAUGUUUGCAAGUUUCUUAAGUAUCUAAAGAAAUUUGAACACACAAGAGCCCUUCAGAUCUGAAACAACUUACAAUUCCACCAUGUCUAACCCGUCGGACAGCGCCGCCGCCGCCUGCCGGAGGUCCGGUCGGGCACCGGAGAAGUCCAGUUUUGCUCAGACUUGUAAUCUGCUGAGUCAGUACUUGAAGGAGAAGAGAAGCCUUGGAAUUACCCCUAGAAUUGAACCAAAAGAUGAGUUUCCGACGGCUCGGCCGCCGGCGAUUAUGAACCUGUUGACAAACAUGGAAAACCCAGAAGAGAAAGAGGCGGUGGGGCUUUUUCUGCCGCCGUCUGCCACGCAGAUGACCAUUUUUUACUGCGGAAAAGUGCUGGUGUUCAAUGAUCUUCCGUCGGAGAAGGCGGAGGAGAUCAUGACCAUGGCCGGUAAAGGAAUCGUGCCCUCUUCCAGAUCUGCCGCUACCGUCGUCUCCGACAAGGUUACAGAACCAGUCACCACCAGAGAACAACCUCCGACCAAAGUCUCCGAUGAUUUACCCAUAGCAAGAAGAGCUUCCCUCCAUCGAUUCUUCGAGAAAAGAAAAGACAGAGUUACAGCCAGAGCACCAUAUCAAGUGAAUUCCCGGCAAUAUUCUGGUUCUUCUACACCGACCGGAGAAAGCUACAGAUUCAAGAACGGCGAUGAGAAGAAAACCCAGCAAUCUUCCAACCAAUUUGAUCUAAAUUUGUAGGCAAAAUUAUAAUCUAAGCGUCUGCUUAAUUUCACCUUAAAAUCCUGACAUCCUCCUACCCUUCUCCAAGGAAUAUGAACAAGAACAUUGCUCUGUAAUUAAUUCUCAGAUUAUAGAUCAUCAUUUGUUGACUUCAAACAAUUUUUUUACAUCUAUGUUUCAUUUACAUAA
Messenger RNA from Cucurbita moschata (crookneck pumpkin), 915 nucleotides. Its product is annotated as protein TIFY 10b-like. NCBI's taxonomy places the organism in Eukaryota, Viridiplantae, Streptophyta, Magnoliopsida, Cucurbitales, Cucurbitaceae. Gene Ontology annotation, cellular component: nucleus. Gene Ontology annotation, biological process: regulation of defense response; regulation of jasmonic acid mediated signaling pathway; response to wounding. The coding region runs from base 97 to 744 and encodes 215 amino acids. The transcript is spliced from 3 exons. The record is from RefSeq and is a predicted model, not a curated record.